UUAUUGAACUAAGGGGGUUUGUACUGAAUACUGAUACAGGACAAUAAUAAUAAAUUAAUAUUUGAAAUUACAGAUAUUUGGUAAUAUUUGCUGGAUCUCCUUCUAUUUAUUGCAGCAUUUAGCAUCCUAUUUAUGUCCAUGAGCCUUGUGGCUUUAGCAUCUCUCUCUCUCUCCCCGCUUACCAAGAUUUCUAUAUAAAAGAAAGAGAAGGGGAUGAUAAAAGAGUCUAUAUAUAAAAUUGAAUCCUGAUAUAUAUCACACUCAUAGAUAGAUAUCAGUGUUGAGAGAGAUGGGCAAAGGAAGAGCACCCUGCUGUGAUAAGAGUAAAGUAAAGAAGGGUCCAUGGAGUCCUGCAGAGGACUUGAGGCUCGUCACUUUCAUUCAGAAGCAUGGACAUGAAAACUGGAGAGCUCUUCCUAAACAAGCAGGGUUGUUAAGAUGCGGGAAAAGUUGUCGUUUGAGAUGGAUUAAUUACCUAAGACCUGACGUAAAGAGAGGGAACUUCACCAAAGAAGAAGAGGACACCAUAAUAAAAAUGCACCAAACUUUGGGGAACAAGUGGUCUAAAAUUGCAUCCCAUUUGCCGGGUAGAACCGAUAAUGAGAUCAAGAAUGUCUGGAACACUCAUUUGAAGAAAAGGUUGCCAUUCAAUAAAGAACCUGCAGAUUCUAACGGGGACGAAUCAAAGGAAUCAUCUUCUACCUCCUCGUCCUCUUCAUAUUCUUCUUCCAGCACAAUCAUUUCAAGUGGGAAAAGAAAUAUGGCAAUUAUAGAACUUGAUCAUCAAUGGAAGCAUAGCUCUAUGACCAAGAGGCCUCGUGUCUUGGACGAUUUACAGGAACUUAGACCGAUUAAUAAGGAAGCCAAAGAAUUGUCAAGUUCCUCUUCUUCUUCCCAUAAUUCCAAUGUCACAAUCAAUAGUAGUCAAGUUGAUGUUUCUAAGCCAGAUGAUGAUCAAAUGGGUUCGCUUUUCAACUUUUCAGGACCUAAUUAUGAUGUUCCAUUAAAGGAGGUGAACAAACCAGAGAUCCAAGAUAUUGCAGCAGUUGAGAUACCUUUCGAGUCAGAUCUGGAUUUUUGGAACAUGUUAGAUGGCUUAAAUUCCCUGCAAACUAAUGAAGAAGUCCAAUUACGUAAUGUUGAGACUGGCCACAGCUCAAGUCUUGGAGUUGAAUACGUUAAUGGACAAGCUGAAAAUAGGAAGUGGCUACAAUACUUGGAAAAUGAACUUGGCCUGGAGACAACCAGGGAUGGAAACCAUCAAAAUUUAUCAGAUGAUGCAGCUGAACCAUUGUUAGAACCUGAAAAUGAGAUACCCAUAGAGCCUGAAGUGAAUUCAUGGAUGGGAUUUCAUCAUUUGUGGCCUUCUUUGUGAAGCAAUUUCCGUAUGAAAAGUUAAAAACCACUAGUCUGUAGAAAACGCAUAGCAAGUAAUUAGUUGACUUAAUUUGUCAGGUACACUUAAUCCUAACCUUACAAUUAAACAUAUCAAUGUAACUUUUUCCUUGGAGAUUGAGAGAGUAGAGACUGAAUUUGGUUCUAUUAAGUGAUUAAUAUAUCUUUAACUAUUGAAUCAAGUCAGUUUAUAUCAAUUUUUAUGUAUAUACAUUUUUCCAUUUAAAAUGUAUCAUCUUUAUAAUAAUAAUAAAAAUAUAAUUACCCUUUGUUAUA
Messenger RNA from Hevea brasiliensis (rubber tree), 1671 nucleotides. Its product is annotated as transcription factor MYB63. The transcript has 3 exons. NCBI's taxonomy places the organism in Eukaryota, Viridiplantae, Streptophyta, Magnoliopsida, Malpighiales, Euphorbiaceae. The coding region runs from base 290 to 1375 and encodes 361 amino acids. The record is from RefSeq and is a predicted model, not a curated record.